Dendronephthya gigantea is the source of this 1912-nucleotide messenger RNA. RefSeq names its product interleukin enhancer-binding factor 2-like. The transcript is spliced from 18 exons. The coding region runs from base 90 to 1349 and encodes 419 amino acids. NCBI's taxonomy places the organism in Eukaryota, Metazoa, Cnidaria, Anthozoa, Malacalcyonacea, Nephtheidae. The record is from RefSeq and is a predicted model, not a curated record.
AGUCUGGCGCCGAGUGGACGGAGUGGUUGUGUCUCGUGUUUAUAUUUGUUAGGAUUUUGGUUGGUUUUUUCAGCUUUUUUUAAAUAAAAAUGAGAGGUAAAGGUGGAAGACGUGGUGGUCGAGGUGGCCAUAUACCCCAAGCAUUUUUUAGACCUGCCCCUGGACAGAAAUUUGUGGUUACACAUUCACCAUUUGAUCUUUUUAAGGCAUCAGGUGCAUUUCAAAGAGCUGCUCCAGAGGCUGAUGAAUCUGCUUUGACCCAGGCUCUCUUAAAACGAAACCAGGAACUUACACAGUCUUCACAUGAACAGGCAGCUGUGCUAAACAUGGUCACAAAAGUAACAGAUAUGAUUGACAUACUUAUUGUCAGUCCAGAUGCUGCAGAGUUGGGCAUUGAAGAAGUUCGACCAGUUGGUUCAUAUAAGAAAGGCACAAUGUUGGCAGGUCAUCCUAUUGCUGAUCUUGCUGUUAUACUUAAAAGAUUACCAACCAUUGAAAGCAUACAACAAGUUGCAGACAGAAUUCUGAUUGGACUGAGAGAACCAAGUUUAGGUUUGGAUGAAGUCACCCUUCAGGUUAAUGAAGGAGGUUUUAACUUAAGUUCUGGCGGUGUCGUCGUGAGAAUAUUGAUAACGACUUUACCAAAAAAUCUUCGGGACGCAAAACCAGAUACACACGUCGACGUAAAACUCCUUGAGGGUGCAUUAGCAACGAUACGACACUCGAGAUGGUUCGAGGAAAAUGCUUUCCACACGACAGUUCGAAUUUUGGUCCGAUUACUGAAGGAUAUGAAAAACAGAUUUAAUACAACCGGCUUGCAAGGCCUUACGCCCUGGUUGAUCGACCUUCUGGCACACAGGGCAACAGUUUCGGUGUCAAAUGAACCUGUCACAAUCAACGUCGCGUUCAGACGAGCACUGCAGUUAUUGGCGUCGGGACUAUUCCUUCCAGGAUCUAUUGGUAUUAUCGAUCCUUGUGAGUCUGGAAAUGUCCGAGCUCACAGUGUACUAAGCUUGGAAGAACAGGACGCCAUUGCCACGUCUGCUCAAACUCUCCUACGAUGCUUAUCCCAUGGCGCUGUUAAAGAGGUUCUUGGCUCGGUAUCAGAAGGUGUUCCUUCCGUUGCUGUGGAUUCGGAGGUGACGAGCUGGGGCGGUGUUAUCGUCACACCCGGCACGAAAGCUUACGAAAAGGAAGAGAAACCAGAGGAGGGUGAGACGAUGGAGAGCGAAGAAUCUGCUGAAACCUCGGGGGAGGCAACGAGCGAGAACCCCACCUCUGAAACCCCCACUUCUGCCGAGGUAGAAGACGCCGAAGCUGAAGAAAAAAUGGAAACAACGGCUUCGUGAAUUGAGUGAUUUUACGAAUACAUACUGCAAAUAUUAUCGUGAUCAUUCUAGCCUGUCAAUUUUGCGUCGACAAACUAUACACUAGACUUCACUUGUGUUUUAUGCUAAAUUUUAGUUUGGAGUGAACGUAUUGUAAAUUAAACUGUAGUCGAGACACCAUCCUCAGUACUUUUCGAUGUCUUUUAGUAAUCAAUUUGUCAGAUUAUAAGGAUACUACACAAUACUGUAGUUCAUGGGUGACAAUUCGUGUUCAGAAUCGGGGUUUCCACCAUCGAUUUUGCAGCAAAAGACUGAGCUUUGUAAGAAUGAAUAAUAACUAUUUAUCCGGAAUUUUGUGUGGAUAUUUCCGUAGAUUGUGGUAUCUAUGGAUUGUGGAAACUGCACAAGACCAGAAUAAACAAGAAUAAACCAGUAAGAGGCACCUGGACGUAGUUCCAUAUAUCGACUGGCUUGAUAACCAACGAGGAAGUUCUCAGAAAUUCUCCAAUAAUUGGCCAACUGAAAAAGAAAGAUGAAAUCAAAGAACCAGUUCAAGUCGAAACAAUCAAGAAGCCACUUUCGAA